Corylus avellana is the source of this 1407-nucleotide messenger RNA. RefSeq names its product leucoanthocyanidin dioxygenase (gene LDOX). The record is from RefSeq and is a predicted model, not a curated record. NCBI's taxonomy places the organism in Eukaryota, Viridiplantae, Streptophyta, Magnoliopsida, Fagales, Betulaceae.
ACGUACUAAACACUCUGUUCUCGUUUACUUGGCAGUUUCUUGAAACAUAUUGCUAUAAAGACCCCCCAAAACGUUAACAUUAGAGCAAAUAUUGCAGGAGAGAAAGUGUUUGAAAGAAAGAAAGAAAACUUUUGAGAGGAUGGUGACUUCAGUUGCUCCAAGAGUUGAGAGCUUGUCAAGCAGUGGGAUUCAGUCAAUCCCAAAGGAGUACGUGAGGCCUCAAGAGGAGCUAAACAGCAUCGGAAACAUCUUCGAGGAAGAGAAGAAGGAAGAGGGGCCGCAAGUUCCGACCAUAGAUUUGCGGGACAUAGACUCCGACGAUGAGGCGGUCCGGGAAAAAUGCCGGGAGGAGUUGAAGAAAGCGGCGGUGGAAUGGGGUGUCAUGCACCUUGUAAACCACGGCAUCUCCGACGACCUCCUCCAACGGGUGAAGAAGGCCGGAAAGGAGUUCUUUGAUCUCCCGGUGGAGGAGAAGGAGAAGCACGCUAAUGAGCAGGAGUUGGGGAAGAUUCAAGGCUAUGGCAGCAAGCUGGCCAAUAACGCUAGUGGCCAGCUCGAGUGGGAGGACUAUUUCUUCCACCUUGUUUACCCUGAGGUCAAGCGUGACAUGUCCAUCUGGCCCAAGAUACCCACCGAUUACAUUGAGGCAACAAGCGAGUAUGCAAGGCAACUGAGAAGCCUAGCUAGCAAGGUGUUUUCUAUACUAUCCCUUGGCUUGGGAUUGGAAGAAGGGAGGCUAGAGAAGGAAGUCGGCGGCCUGGAAGAACUUCUUCUCCAAAUGAAAAUCAACUACUAUCCGAUCUGCCCUCAGCCGGAGCUCGCCCUCGGCGUUGAAGCUCACACCGACGUGAGCGCGCUCACUUUCAUUCUUCACAACAUGGUGCCCGGCCUGCAACUCUUCUACCAAGGCAAAUGGGUGACUGCGAAAUGCGUUCCCAACUCCAUCAUCAUGCAUAUCGGCGACACCAUCGAGAUCCUGAGCAACCGGAAGUACAAGAGUAUUCUUCACAGGGGGCUGGUGAACAAGGAGAAGGUGAGGAUCUCGUGGGCGGUCUUCUGCGAGCCACCCAAGGAGAAGAUCAUCCUGAAGCCGCUGCCGGAGGUUGUGUCGGAGGAGGAGCCGGCGAUCUUCCCACCUCGCACCUUUGCUCAGCAUAUUGAGCACAAGCUUUUCAGGAAGACCCAGGAUGCUCUUGACGCUAAAUGAUCAUGAGGCUGGUUUUCGAUCGAUCAUCCUCUUUGUUGUCAAUACGUAUCUUUCAUUCAUGGCUCUCUGUGAUGUUUCUUACUAUGUAUUGGUUUUUGAGGCUUCUAUUGUGGCGGGUGGAGGCCAUUAGUUAUGGGGUUGUCCUUUGCUUUUGCCCCAACUACUCCAUCUACUUUUAAAAUAAAAAUGAUAUUCAUCUA